UAAUAAUAUUAUGUGACUCACAAUUACAAACAACCAAAAGUAUCGAAACAGAUAGAGAAAUGGUUGAUUGCGCUUGGUCUAACUUACCGGAGGAGCUCCUCCACUUCAUCGCCGACCGAUUGUUCUCCGUCGUCGAGCUCAAACGUUUCAGUAGCAUCUGCAAAUCUUGGCGCUCUUCUGUUUCCGACGUCAGCAGGAGCAAUCCUUUCCCGAGCCGCCCUCUAAUCCACUUCAAUCCCAUCCCCCCUAGCGAAACCCUACAAGACGACGAUGAUUCCGACAACUUCGAGCCCGGCGCAUUCCUCUCACGCGCAGCUUUCUUCAGAGUCACUCUCUCCUCCUCCUCCAGCAAGGGCUGGAUGAUCAAAUCCGAUGUGGACAUCAACUCCGGGAGAUUCCGUCUCCUCAACCCUCUCUCACGUUUUCCGUUACGCAACUCUACCGAGAGUAUCAAUCUUUUGGAGUUCACUGUCUCCGAGAUUCGAGAAGCGUACGCGGUUCUUGCAACUCCGGAAGGAAGAUUUGCAACUCCGGAAUUCGAAAAAAGUGCUCUUGUCAAAGUUAAGGAAGGAGAAGAUCAUCAUCAUGGAGUUCUUGGAAUUGGUUGUGAAGGAAAUAUCAACUAUUGGGAUGGAAAUGUCUUGAAGGAACUCGAACAAAUGGGUGAUCACUUCUCCGACAUUAUAGUUCACAAAGGAGUGACUUACGUCUUGGAUUCAAGGGGCAUUAUUUGGUGUAUUAAUUCCGAUCUUGAAAUCUCUAGGUACGAAACAUCACUCGAUGAAAACAUAACUAAUGGUUGUUGGGGAGACUUGAGAUUUGUGGAAUGCUGUGAAGAGCUUUACAUUGUCGACCGCCUUUCCGAAGAGAGUCCCCGAAAGAGAGGAGCUGUGGACUUAUUUCACUACUCAAGAACGGUUGGUUUCAAAGUUUACAAGAUGGAUGAGGAAUUAGCAAAAUGGAUAGAAGUUACGACGUUGAGAGACAAUGCAUUUGUGAUGGCUACCGAUACUUGUUUCUCGGUUUUGGCUCAUGAGUUUUACGGAUGCCUCCCAAACUCUAUUUACUUCACCGAGAAUAGAUGGCCUAUGGUGUAGCUCAAAAAUGGUAAUGGAAGUAUUAUCACAAGAAAGUCGGAAUCUUCGAAGAGUUCUUUCGAAAUGUUUUUUCCUAGCUUUCUUUGAAUCUUGUUUAGGUCAAAGCUACUUUAUUUAUAAUUAAGAGUACCAAUCAUCUCUCAUAAAAAGCUUACUUUUCACCUCUAAUAAAAAGCAUAUAUAGUUUUCAUCUUUAUUUGUAUGUUUAUUGUAAGAAUAAUGAAGCAUUUGGUAGUUUAUAAUAAAGUUUCUGUUUUAUGUUAUACUAGUAUUCCCACCCGUAGUACGGGAUAAAUAAAUUG
This is a messenger RNA of Arabidopsis lyrata subsp. lyrata, 1399 nucleotides long. RefSeq lists its product as uncharacterized. Lineage: Eukaryota; Viridiplantae; Streptophyta; Magnoliopsida; Brassicales; Brassicaceae. The record is from RefSeq and is a predicted model, not a curated record. Gene Ontology annotation, molecular function: protein binding.